CCCAAUAUGUCUACUACAGUCUAUCACGCAUGCGUUUUGACAUGUCAUAUCUUUAUUUUUGAUUUUGUAUCAAUUUUCUUGUAUCUUAUAGAAUAACGGGGAGUGACGCUUUAGUUUUACAUGCCUUAUUUAAUAAAAUUUCAUCUUUAAUUAUAAAUUAUUACUAUAAAACCAGUAAGUAUUAAAUAAAAACAAACUUCAAACGUGUUCCACAAUCUACUCUAAAAAAGAGUUUUUACAUCCCUAUAGAUCUCAAAAAUGUCUUUUGGUGAAAAAAUAGCUUCGAUUAUGGAGAGACCUGGACAAGAUCCCGUGUCCAAGGAUGACGUUCCUUGGUGGAUGAAAUAUGCAGGUCGGGGCUUAGGCACAAUUGGGAGUCUCAUUGCAAUAUUUUUAGGAGCAUGGAUGUGUGUUGGUGUAAUUGUAGGCUCAGUUAUGUGUUUUAUUAGUGGAAUGUGGCAAAUGGUCGCAGGAUUUUUAGUUGUGACCGUUGAAGCACCGUGUUGCUGUAUGUUUAUUGAUUUUGUACAAAAUCUAAGUGAUUGGGUUGAACGAAGACCUCAUUGGAAUCGUGCUGCUGGAUAUUGUCUAAUUGCUUUGCCGCCGGUAUUUUUUUGUCCAUCAUUAAGUAGUAUACUUGGAAGUGGAUUAAUAUUUGCAACAGGAAUAAUUUAUGGAUUAAUGUCCGUUGGAAGAAAGGCUCCGUUGGAAGAAAUGAGAUCGGCAGCAUCGAGUUCUCAAAACCCUCCAUCUAAUAUGAAAGCAAGUUUAGUUGAAAAUGUUCAGCCUAUAGGAUUUUCUUCAAAACCAGAUAGUAAUGUUUGACGCUUUAGAUUAUUUCAAAUAACAUUAAUUAAUUUAAUUCAAUUUUUAUUUUUAUUUUAUAAUGAAAAAAACUUUGAUAAUUUGAAUGUCAGCAAAGAAUUAUUAUAAUGAAAAUUUACGUUAUUUCUCUAGUCGUAUACUAUUUAACUCGUAUUCAAUCAAUAUAAUAAAAUUAAUGAAAAUAUUAUGUAAAAAGGAAGAUUAAGCUGACAUUUCGUAUUAGAUUUUAAAUAAUAUUAGUAUUAAGAAGAUUUGUUGAAUUUAUCUAUACAUUGAAUACUUUCAAUUAGUCGUAGAUACAACAAAAUUUUUUUUAAAAGCAAAAAACUGCCUCCCAAGUAUUCCAUUAAAACUAGAAAAAUUUAAAUUUUUGAUAAUUGUUAUAAGUUACUGCUUAAAAAUUUGGUCCUAAUUUAUAUGAAUUAAAUGAAUGAUUGGUCUGUAAUUUCACAUAUAAAAAAAUUUUAAGCAA
Messenger RNA from Chelonus insularis, 1297 nucleotides. RefSeq names its product Calcium channel fwe (gene fwe). The record is from RefSeq and is a predicted model, not a curated record. Lineage: Eukaryota; Metazoa; Arthropoda; Insecta; Hymenoptera; Braconidae. The transcript is spliced from 5 exons. Gene Ontology annotation, cellular component: membrane. Gene Ontology annotation, biological process: vesicle-mediated transport. Bases 259 to 825 code for a protein of 188 amino acids.